CCUAUUGGGGGGGGCAGCCAAAGGUUUGACCCAUAGGUCUUGUGGGGGCUACAUUUACCCAGGCUUGUACCAGAAUGCAGUCGUUUGAAAGUGGUGUUCUCUGUAUGGUGGAUGGCCACAUUGGUUAUAGGGUUAGUGGUUUUAAACAAAAGCAGAGGCUUUAGAAUAGAGUGGUUUGUAAAAGCUGCCACAUAAGGGAGAGUUCCCAGAUGGGAGAGCUUGGUUUUUAAGAGCCACACACACCGGAUGUGAAUGGCUCUUUAACAGUUUGUUUCUGAUAAGGUCCUUCACCUUCUGCACUGCACUUUAGAUGUCCUCAUAAUGACCCUGACUAAUGGUGUUUUUUUUUUUUUUUGUUUUUUUUUUUUUUUUCAAAAUUAGACCAGAAGUUACAUUUUUAACCUAAAAAAAGUUUUAAUGCAAAUAGAUUUUUUUUUAUAGCAACAUUAUUUUAUAUGCAAUGUCUGUCUUGACCUUAGUCUCUGAUGGCACCACAGUGCCACAAAGUAAGACACCUUUUUGUUUUGUUUUUUGAACCAGCCAUUUAAAAAAAAUAUAUAUAUGUACGGUCAUAAGUGACUUACAGUGAUGUGUGUAGAAAUGUGUUAAUACAGUUCAAACUAUGGCACUUUGUGAAAAGAGCAUGAUGCUGUACAGAUAACUUGAUGUAUCUUUUAUUGGGUUACCAUAAGUGAUGUUACACAUAAUAGAUCCACCAUAGAUAGAGCCACAUUUGUACUCAUUUCAGCUGCUUAAGUGAAUUGCCUUGUAAUGUGUGGCAUUUGUACUCCAAAAGACUGAAGUUACAGGAGAAAAAAGUCAAGUUUCUCUAAAGUGCUUUAAUGUCAUGGUAAGAUUACUUUUAUCAUCUGAAAGUGGGCAAAUGGAUGUGAAAGUGUUUUUCAUUGUGUACUCUUUUGUUUAUUUAAACAAAGUAGUUGAAUGAAUAUUAUUCAUUGAUAGAUUUUGAUAGGGUAUGUUUUUAAAUAUCAAUUUGGAAAGUAUACAUUUUAUCAUUAAUAUAAAUUAAAGAUAGCUUUUGUGUUUGACUGGUUUGAAAUUACCACAUUUCAGUGUUAGAAGAUGGCACGUGUUGUCUUGGGAUUUGUGGUCAGGAGAGCUCUCCCAGUUUCCUUUAUGUUGUGAAAAGGGGAGGUCCAGGGUGCUUUUUAAAGCUAUGACAUGAAGACUGAGCGGGUGACUGUCAGCUAAACUGGCUGUCCUCAAAGAGUUGGACAUCUCCUGGACAAGGCAACUUUGCUCUUUCACUCAACUAUGGGCUGUUUUGUAUGGGGUUUUGUCACAGACUUCUUCACCUACGAGACCACCAAGUCUGUAGUGGUCAAGAGCUGGUCAGUGGGGAUUAUCAAUCGGAUUGUCCAAGUCCUUAUUAUUGCCUAUUUUAUUGGUUAUGUCUUCAUGUAUGAGAAAGCUUACCAGACGACAGACACAGGCAUAGAGUCAUCAGUUAUGACCAAAGUCAAAGGAUUUGGACGACAUUAUGAUCGAAUUAUGGAUGUUGCAGACUAUGUCUUUCCUCCAGAGGGCACAAAUGUGUUCUGUAUAAUGACCAGACUUUAUGUGACAGAGAAUCAGUUUCAAGGGAGAUGCCCAGAUUCAUGGCCAUUCACUUGUAAAAUGGAUGAAGACUGUAAGAAGCAUUAUGGGUCUGUUCUGGCCAGCGGUGCCAUCACAGGCAAAUGUCUCAUAGAGGACAAUGAAAGCCCGGGUUUCUGUGAGAUUGAAGGAUGGUGUCCAACUGAAAAUGAGGCUCUCAUAUCGAAACCCAUGCCUGAUAUCAGAAACUUCACCAUCUUCAUCAAGAACAGUAUCAAUUUCCCACUUUUUGAUGUCACCAGAGGUAACUUUCCAUCAACCAUGACAUCUGAUGAGAUAAAAAAAUGUACUUAUCAUCCAGAGGAAAGCCCAUUUUGUCCUAUUUUCAGGGUGGGAGACAUUUUAAAUUAUACAGGACAAACCGUGGAGAAAAUAAUCGAAAAGGGAGGAGAAAUAGGAAUAAACAUUGAGUGGAAGUGUAAUCUGGACCUUGAUCUUGACUACUGUGUCCCACUCUAUUCUUUCACAAGACUCGACAAACCCUUUGAGAAGAAUGCCAUAUCUAAAGGAUACAAUUUCAGAUAUGCCCGAUAUUAUAAAUCAGACAAUGGCACAGAGUAUCGGACCCUCUAUAAAGUGUUUGCCAUCCGCUUUGAUGUCAUAGUCACUGGGAAUGCAGGAAAGUUUGACAUGGUUCCAACGCUUAUAAAUGUGGUUGCUGCUUUGACAUCUAUUGGACUGGGUACAGUUUUAUGUGAUAUUAUUUUGCUCAACUUUCUAAAAGGAGCUGACCAAUACAAAGCCAAAAAAUUUGAAGAGGUUUCACAGGCUCAGAUUGAAGCGUCUUUGACACCUAGCCCAGGCAGCCAACUGUCACUCAAACCAGGGAUCAAGAGCUCAUUAGACUCUGGUAUGCCGUCGCUUUCAAUUUCAGACCAACCUGUGUGACUGCUUCAGCAUCACUCAUCAAAUCUCUUAUCAUCCAAGUACAAGUGUGGAGUACAAGUGUAUAUAUAUAUAUAUGGAAGUUAUUCAGUACCUUUAAAGCCUCUGGUGCAUGCCUACAUUGUACUGUAUAGUAGUUUACCUAUUUACUUGUAGCAUGACACAUUCGUACAAGAGAUUCAUUAGCAAGACUUUAUGUAAAUGAACUUUCAUAGUGAUAAAAAUUUAUUUUUUCUGUACAUAAGACUGACAGAGAUUGUAGAACUAGAACGUGUGCUCACACCCAUCUGUACCAAUACUAUUUUAUUUAAUGACAUAUUGUAUUCUAUUAUAUGUAUAUGAAUUA
Messenger RNA from Boleophthalmus pectinirostris (great blue-spotted mudskipper), 2848 nucleotides. RefSeq names its product purinergic receptor P2X, ligand-gated ion channel, 3a (gene p2rx3a). Gene Ontology annotation, molecular function: purinergic nucleotide receptor activity; extracellularly ATP-gated monoatomic cation channel activity; ATP binding. Lineage: Eukaryota; Metazoa; Chordata; Actinopteri; Gobiiformes; Gobiidae. Gene Ontology annotation, cellular component: nuclear inner membrane; plasma membrane. Gene Ontology annotation, biological process: monoatomic cation transmembrane transport; response to ATP. The transcript is spliced from 12 exons. The record is from RefSeq and is a predicted model, not a curated record. Bases 1276 to 2505 code for a protein of 409 amino acids.